Messenger RNA from Acanthochromis polyacanthus (spiny chromis), 2729 nucleotides. RefSeq names its product hedgehog acyltransferase like, a (gene hhatla). Bases 147 to 1700 code for a protein of 517 amino acids. Gene Ontology annotation, molecular function: acyltransferase activity. Lineage: Eukaryota; Metazoa; Chordata; Actinopteri; Pomacentridae. The transcript is spliced from 13 exons. Gene Ontology annotation, biological process: negative regulation of N-terminal protein palmitoylation. The record is from RefSeq and is a predicted model, not a curated record. Gene Ontology annotation, cellular component: endoplasmic reticulum.
AGCCCCCACAAGACGAAUGAAUUAGAAAAAGCUGCUGUAGCCUCCACCUGCUUUUUCUCCUCUCUCACUUCCUGUGUUGAAGCAGAAAACAACCCUCAUCCAGACAGUGACAAGCGGAUACCAGGCGUCCAGUGUGCAGAUUCACCAUGGGGAUCAAGGCUGCCCUCCCCAGAUAUGAGCUGUAUCUCUACACAGCCGUGCUCGGCGGGGCCUUGAUAUGGGCAGGCAGUUGGAUAUUUGAAGCUUCAAGCGACAAUGUAAACAGAAAGGCCUUCAAAGAAAGUGUGAAACCAGGAUGGCAUUACUUUGGCAGGAAAAUGGAUGUUGCGGACUUCGAGUGGAUGAUGUGGUUCUCUACAUUCCGCAAUCACAUUCUUUUUUCUCUUGCCGGUCACGUGAUCUUUGCCAAGAUAUUCACCCUGGUAGCUCCAAAGAUUGGUAUAGAUGGAUGUAAGCACAGAUCCUUGAUCUUUGGUGUGUACGGUGGUUUGGCAGUCCUGGUCACCAUGGGCUGGACCUUCAUGGCUCUGGUUCUGUCUCACUGCUUCAUCCUCUACAGCGUCGCUCUGGUUAAGAGGAAAUGGAUGUGCUUUGCUGCAGGUCUGACCACGCUGGCCUCCAUCAAACUGGAGCCGUACAACUCCUGGCAGGAAUCCUUGGUAACGGGUUCCUUCGACCUGCAGGACAUCUUGUUCUACGGCGGCUGUGGCUUCAGCAUCAUUCGCGGGAUGAGCUUUGCGUUAGAGAACUGUGAGAAAAAAGACGGAAACUUCACGUUCUCCGACCUGCUGAAAUACAACUUCUACCUCCCAUUCUUCUUCUUUGGACCUAUAAUGACCUUCGACCGCUUUCAUGUCCAGGUCAACAACACUCAGCUGACGCGUAAGGAGAGAGAGAUGUGGAACAUCACCACCAAGGCUCUGCUGCAUCUGGGAGUUAUUCUGGUGGUCGACGUCUUCUUCCACUAUCUUUACAUCCUGACGAUCCCCAGCGACAUGAAGCUGGCCACCAGACUGUCUGACUGGUGUCUGGCUGGUCUGGCUUAUUCCAACCUGGUGUACGAUUGGGUGAAAGCAGCCGUGAUGUUUGGUGUCAUCAACACUGUUUCCACUCUGGACCACCUGGACCCUCCUCAGCCUCCGAAAUGCAUCACGAUGCUCUACGUCUUCGCUGAGACGCACUUUGACAGAGGCAUCAACGACUGGCUGUGCAAGUAUGUGUACGACUACAUUGGUGGGGAUCAUGAUAAAAUCUUCAAAGAACUUCUCGCGACUUUCUGCACUUUUUCCAUCACCACCCUGUGGCUGGGUCCAUGUGAGCUGGUUUACAUCUGGUCCUUCUUCAACUGCUUCGGCCUCAACUUUGAGCUGUGGGUGGCCAAGUUCUUCUCCCUUCCACCUUUUUCUACCAUAGAGGGUGCUAUGGGUGAAGCCAUGUCACGCAGGAUCCGCGGUGUGUUCAACGCUGCCAACUUCUGGGCCAUCGUCCUCUACAACGUUCUCUCCCUCAACAGUUUGGAGUUUGCCAAAAUGGUGGGGCGAAGACUGAUUUUCAAAGGUUUCCCUCUGUCCACCCUCUCAGUGCUGUUUGUCACCUACUGUGGUGUGCAGCUGGUGAAGGAAAGGGAGCGGCAACAAGCUCUGCUGGAGGAACCGGAGCCAGUGAAGCCAGCAGAGGGGGACAAAGAAAAAGCAGAAUAAUCAGACAGAAAAAAAUGAGCUCCACAGACUUCGUGGUCAACAGGCCCUCGUGUGGUUCCAUCCUCGGCCUUUGUAACAGAACCGGACUGUAGCAGCCAGUCAGCACCUACUUUGUUCACACGCCGACGUUUUUGCUUUUGUUUGUCAGAAGCAAGGCAAUGUUUUGAACUGUGAAAUAUCCUCAAGUGCACUUGCUGUAGAUAAUCGCCACGUUCUUUGGCACAAACCCACCGAUGGUGCAUUUUGUAUUUUAGUCUUUUAUCCGAACAAAAGAUUGUCUUAGCAUAUUAUAAUAAGCCUGCCAAAAAAUAUGAAGCUAUAUCUAAGAGUAUAUAUAAGGACACACAGUAUCUUAAAGGAACAACUAUUUUGCUCUGUGUGGUUGUGUCCUUGUUCAUUUUUGAUUUUUCUCAAAUUUUUUCUUUCUUUUUUUAAAAACAUCAUCAUUACUAUUAUUCAUUCUAGUCAUAUAGUUUCUUAAUUUUUGCCUUAGACACUACUUAUAACAAUUUCUAAUCAUAUUGAAAGGGUUUAAACUUGAAAAAACUUGAAAUCAGGGCGUCACAAAUGGAGUGCAAUAAGGAAAACAAAGGGUGCUGUGGAGAUCCUCCACACAGCUUGCAGCUCUGAUUGUAAUGUAUAUUUGCAAAAAAAUAACACUGUAUGGGUUAGUUCACUGUAUUUAACUGUUGAGAAUGUAAUAAUUUGUUUUGAAAUUGAAUGUAGUUCAGUCACUGUCUGGAGAACGUCUGCCUGACUCCACAACCUCACCGUGUCUCUGUCGGUUUGGCAUUUCAUAAUCUUCCCUCCUCACAUGAUUCAGGCCCUCAGUAAGGCAACAGGCCCAGCAGGGAAUGUGGGUCGGUCUUAUCCCGCCUGUCACCAAAACCUGCUGUGUGUCUUCAGUGCAGCUGACAGGGAGAAAAAAAAAACUUUAUGGAGAAUGUAAUGCCUUUUCUGUCUUCAUUCAGAGGUUUUCAUUUCACUCGUUUGACUUGAAAUAAAGUUUUGUUUCUUCCAAAAGUCAAA